AUGCCUCUUGUCAAUUGGGCCGAAGCCACGCCAAGCGACCUCGCCGGUUUUACGGCGGAAUACCUUCGCGACGAGUUGUCUCGUCGCAAACUUGACGUCGCCGGAUCCAAAGAGGAAAUCAUCCACCGCCUCCUGGACGACAUCGCCCGAAGCCCCCCGCCACCGCCAUCGACCCUGCCUCUUCCCGACUCGGCGGCCUCCGCAGAAGGCCCGCAAGAGUCAUCGCCUCUCCCGACCCUUGACCCGGCGCAGUCCACGCAGCUAUUGACAAGCUUGCUGCAGCAGUUCCUGACCGUGUCUCAACGUGCACCAGCCCCUGUGCAGGUGACUACCCUGCCGGACUUGUCCGCGUCGCUUCCAACUUUUAGCGGCGAUGGAGGUAUUUCGGCCCGCCAUUGGAUCGAGGAGCUGGAGCGAACACAAGGACUGGCUUCCUGGGAGCCCUCGACACUUCUCGCAGUCGCUCUCGGCAAGCUUCGAGGCCCAGCCGCUAACUGGAAAGCUGUUUCUGGACGCCAGUGCCUAACUUGGGAGAGCUUUAAGGCCGCCUUCCAGGCGCAGUUCGGUGAUCGCCUUACGCUUCUGCAGUGGCAGCACAAGGUCACCGCUCUGGUGCAGUCGCCUGCAGAGAGCCUCGUCAACUAUUCCCUGGCAAAACUAAAACUCAUCUCGAAAUGCCCCGUUGUGCUGACUGAUGCUCAGCGCAUAGAGUAUGCUGUUCAAGGCAUCAAUGACGAACAUCUAGCGACAUCCAUCACAGCGCAGUGUCCUGCGACGGUCCCUGCAUACAUGGACAUUGUAACACGACUCGACCAGACUUUAAGCCAUUCUCGUCUAAGGUCAAACCGCACGGAGGCUGAAAGUGCAAGGCCACCAGUUGCCAAACCACACGCAACGCCUUCCUCAACUCAAUCUUCAAAUCGAGCUGAACGUGUGUCUGCCAUACCACAGCGCAUUUCGUCUCUUUCACAAGAACAGCAGGAGGCACGAUACCUUGCCAUCACAUCAAAACACGGAGCUCCCGCCCAUCGCCCCGGCCAAGAUUUGAGCAAGGCUGUGUGCUACAAUUGCCGGCAGCUGGGUCACCUCUCCGCCAAAUGCACCGCUGCAAGGACCCCACGUAAUCAGCAGCCAGCCAGCUUCAAGACCAAUGCCCCUGCCAUGUCCUGCCUCCAGAACUCUGAGCCACUUGAGGGCUCAAUGGUCCAGUGUGCUGUAGUCCAAGCCGAUGUCCCAACAAUCGGCAAGGUUGACGCUUUCCCUGACAGUGGGUCUAAGUUGACCAUACUGUCGCAAGAGCUUAUCGGAACCUUGAGCUUGCUACCAUGGACAAAGCCACCCAUUGCUGUCGUUGGUGGCAGCACAGUUGUACCAACUGGUACUCUGUGCACUCGCAUCUCCGUUGGUCCCAUCUCUGCCGUCGUGGAGGUGAUGGUACUUGCGCGCAACCCCCUGCCUCUGAUCCUCGGAGAGGACUGGUUCGAAGCAGCACAUGCAGAACUUGUUGUGAGGCCGCCUAAUCCAACUGAAAUUCGCCACCCCAGCUCAGGUGCCGUCUUGUUGUGCCAGGAGAAGGUGUUGCCGAGGAUGUCGAACGCUGUCCUUCUCCACACCCUGACUUCUUCCCCGUUUGCACCGACUAUCCCUUCGACAGGUGGUCUCCAACUCGAGCCUCUCCCAGAUGACAACCAGCCCUUGUGGCUGGCUCUGGCAUGCCAUGAAAAGUCGCCCCAGCCAGAGCGUGAUUCUCCAAAAACAUGUAGCCCGAACAGUUUCGAGAGAAACAAGACAAGUUCCAUUCUAAGCGAAGCCCAAAUUGGCACAGAGCUACAGCCAGAAGAGUCUACUGCGAUUCAAAAUGUCCUGCAACGACACAUUGCUCUCUUUGCUACAGACGACAACGACUUGGGACUCUAUGAAGGAGCACAGCACGCCAUUGACCUCGUUCCAGACGCUGUACCCUACAGUCGGCAACCGUAUCGGUAUGCAGCUGAUGACCGACAGUUUAUUGAGCAGCAAACUGAUGAGCUCCUGAGGAAGGGCAUCAUAGUGCCGUCUUCUAGCCCUUGGGCCUUCCCCAUUGUCAUUGUUUCUCGUGGAAGCAAGAAACGACUGUGUGUAAACUACAUCCCACUUAACAAGCAGACAGUCAGUGUCGCUCAGCCGCUUCCCCGUGCCGAGGACAUUAUGGACGACAUAGCAGGUUGCUCGCUGUUCGCCUGCCUUGACCUGAGGUUUGCCUACUGGCAAAUACGAGUGCGCCCGGAAGACCAGCUCAAGACGUCUUUCAUUACGCAUCGUGGCACGUUCCAGUGGACAAGAAUGCCAUUUGGACUCAAAAAUGCCCCUGCCACAUUUCAAAAAGCCAUGCAAGCAGUCUUCGAGCAGCUUCGAUCCCGACACCCCAAGUGUGGAGUUCGUGUGUAUCUGGACGAUGUCCUGCUCUUUGCCACCAAUUUUCACGAGUUCAUCGACUUGCUCGAAGAAGUCCUCGCACUGCUACAGACAAGUGGAUUUAAAGUUUCGCUAACUAAGUGCCGGUUCGCUGUACCAUCAUUGACGUUCCUAGGCUACGUCCUCUCCAAAGAAGGGAAACGACCCAACCCAGCAAAAGUGGAAGCCAUCCUGAAGAUACCCACACCGACAACUGCCAAGUCUCUCCUGUCCUGGUUGCAGACUGCAAACUUUUACCGACGUUUUAUCCCCGAGUUCUCCAAGGUUUCGGCUCCUCUCCAGACCAUCAUCAGGACUGGAACCUUUAAGUGGACCCCUGCUUGUGAAUCUUCAUUUCAAGCUCUCCGCCAAGCGCUUACCUCUGCUCCUGUUCUCGGGCAUUUUGAUCCUUCAGCGCCGACUACGGUGACCACGGAUGCAUCAGCUGUGGCACUUGGUGCUGUCCUUUCACAACUCCAGGAUGGCAAUGAGGUGGUCAUUGAGUAUGCUAGCAGAGCUUUGUCAGCCACUGAGAAGAACUUGCACAGCAACAUUUGGGAAUGCUUGGCUGUUCAUUGGGCUAUCUCCCAGAAGUUCCGGCACUACCUCCUUAACCGGAAGUUUUGCUUACUGACUGAUAAUUGGUCAGUCGCCUGCCUGACGGCCAACUUCAAGCCGUCGCGUCGCUUCACGGGAAUGCUUAUGGACCUUGUGGAGUUUGAUUUCACUGUGCAACACAAACCAGGCAAACAAAAUGUUGUCGCAGACAUGCUGUCACGUCUUUCCUGUGCCACUGUGGAGCCCAUGGUGACCUUGUGCCAACUUCAGCAAGAAGAUGAGGAGUGCCUUGCCCUACAUCAGAGACUGCUGACCGACGAUGAAGCAAGGCAGGACUUUGUCGUCAUCGAUGACAUCCUGUAUCGUCGCACGCAUCCAAACGUGCACACAAUUGUUGUGCCCCACAAGUUGCGUCAGUCUGUGCUUGAGCUGACUCACGAUAACAGCGGCCACAUGGAUGCAAAGCGCACACUGAAGAAACUGCAGGACCGCUAUUGGUGGCCACGAAUGACUGCAACAGUGACCCAGUACGUUGACGGAUGUCAAACAUGCCAGGUCAACAACCGCCCUACCACACGCAACGUUGGGAGGAUGGGCUUCAUGCCGACAACCGAAGUCCCCUUCAGCACUAUUGCACUGGACCACGUUACAAUGCCUCUAAGCGAUGGUGGCAAGUACAUUCUGAACGUUAUAGACUUUGCCACGCGUUUCAUUGUGCCAGGUGCCGUCUCAACUACUUGCACCAAAGAAGUGAUUCAGCACUUGUACACAGUCUUCUACCACUACGGCCUGUUUUGGAUCAAGCCUUACUGA
Messenger RNA from Ixodes scapularis (black-legged tick), 3804 nucleotides. RefSeq lists its product as uncharacterized. Lineage: Eukaryota; Metazoa; Arthropoda; Arachnida; Ixodida; Ixodidae. The coding region runs from base 1 to 3804 and encodes 1267 amino acids. The record is from RefSeq and is a predicted model, not a curated record. Gene Ontology annotation, molecular function: zinc ion binding; nucleic acid binding. The transcript has 2 exons.